AAGUAGCUACCUUACGAAGCUGUCAACAAUUUGAAAUUUACCUUCAAAUUUAACCGUGAUCUAACCUAAAAAAGGCUAUAGGUCAAUGACUAAACACUGUUAAGUAUUAGGAGAAGAAGAUAAUUUUUUGAAAAUUUUUUCAAGAUCAUAAUGGAAUAUAAUUUUAACAAAAGCGACGAUUUUAUUUAUAACAAUAAGAAUGUUAAUAGUUUAAAAAGAGAACAUAAUUCUGAUGAAUCUUUUUCACCUGAAAAAAAAUUAAAAUCCACAAAAAACGAAAGCCCCUCAUUUUUUCCUUUGGAGAUUAAAGAGGAAAUUUUAAGUAGUGAUGAAAAAAAGAAGAAGAAGAAAGAAGAACUCGAUUUUGGUUCGGUAGAUGUGACUAUUCCAUCUAAAAAAUCCAAGAAGAAAAACCAUACUUUCGGAGAACACAAGAAAAGUAGAGUCAAAUCAGAACUCUCAACCGACUUAUUUGAAAAUAAUAAGAAAAAGAAGAAAAAAGAACAUAAUACAUUAUUUGUAACAACCUCUUCUGAAGAACAUUCAGCUGAUGAAAAACUUAAAGAUAAGAAGAAAAAGGAAAAAGGGUAUGAUGAGCCUUUAGAGAUUAAACAGGAAAUUCUAAGUAGUGGUGAGAAAAAGAAGAAGAAGAAAGAAGAAUUCGAUUUUGGUUUGGAAGGUGAGACUACUCAAUCUAAAAAAUCCAAGAAUAAAAAACAUGCGUUUGGUGAACACAAGAAAAGUAGUGACAAAUCACAACUCUCAACCGACUUAUUUGAAAAUAAGAAGAAGAAGAAAGAACAUAAUACACUAUUUGUAACCUCUUUUGAAGAACAUUCAGCUGAUGAAAAAUUUAAAAAUAAGAAGAAAAAGGAAAAUGGGUUUGAUGAGCCUUUAGAAGAGUGUACAAAAAAUCACAAGAAAAAACUUAAGAAGAAAAAAGAAGUUUAUGAUGUAGAGAUGGAGGAAACGGAGAAAGUCUCUACUGAUAAAAUUACCAAAGAGUGUUUUACUGAAAGUACUGAAGAAGAAGAGCCUAAAAAGAAAAAGAAGAAAAAACGGCAUUGCGUUGAUAGUGAAAUGUCAACUGAUUAUUCUAUUAUUAAUGAAAAUUUAAAUGAUACGGAAAUUUUAACACCUGAAAAAGUUAAACAUAAAAAGAAAAAGCAUUCAAGUAAUGAAACUAGUGACAUUAUUACAGAAACUGAAGUUCACAAGAAGAAGAAGAAGAAACACAAACAUGAUAAAAAACAUAAAUAUGACGCACUACCAAUUGAAAUUUGUCAAACUAAAAGUGAUUCUUUGGAAAAUGUAGUUAGGAAUUCAAAGAAAUUAGAUAAGAAAUCAGAGAAGCUUUCGGAGGAAAUUCCUGAAACAACUGCGCUUUCUCAAAAAUCGCAUAAAAAAUUAAAAAAUUCCGAACUUAAUGUUUCUGAUAGCGCUGUUAAAAAUUCAGAAGAUGAGGAUCCCAAACCCAAAAAAGCGAAAGCUCAAGGUACAGAUGUGAAGACUGAAAAUACAUCUUUAGAUAAUUCACUGCUAAACGAUUCUAAAGAUUUGGAAAAAUUGGUUAAGGACUCUGAAAGGAAAAAAGUUACGUCUGAGUCGAGAAAUUUUGAAGAACUUCAUAAUGGAUUAGAAAAUUCUCAGAAAGCGCAGGAAAGUCUUAAAAAUGACUCAUCUGAUUCCGCAUUUGAAGUUUCUGAUAAUGGGGUUGAGGGUUUUAAAAGUAAAAGAUCUAAACGCAAAAGGAAGAAAUCCACAUUUAACGCUAAAAUAGAAACACUUAUUUCAGAAAAUAUAUUUAGUACUGAUGACUCUGAAGAAAAACCUGAAACAAGUGGGUUGUCUUUACAAAACCGUGAAUCUGUUGUCAUCACUCCAGAUUUGUUUUUUGAUAUUGUGGAAAAUGAUAAAAAUGAAUUGAGCUACGAAGAACGUCAGAGAUUGAAAAAUUUCAAUGUGCUUUUGCCAUGGCCAGUUCAUCCGCUACACCGUAUAGAAACUCGGGUAGCUAAAGGCCCAUCCCAGAAGCAGUGGAAGGAAAUUAACGCCUUGAAAAUCAAAAUAAAACACGGAAUUUUUAAUAAAUCAGAAGACGAGAUUAUUAGGAGAAAUUGGGAAGAGUUUUGUAAACUCCACGACACGCUCACAAACCCUAAAUAUUUUUUACGUUGUAAAACUUCAGAAGGGAAAUUUCUUAUGCCUAUAAAAGAAAAAGUAAGAUUUGUUCAAUUUUUAGCACACGGUCUACCGAAUCGUUUAUUGCAUACUGUGUACAUGAGGUUUCAGAGAAUAUUUUUUCCGAAAGAGCUCAAAACUGGAAGGUUUACGCCAGAAGAAGAUAAUACUAUUUUGGAAUAUUUAAAGACAUCCAGAUCGCAAACACCAUACGCGGAUUUAGCGAAAAUUUUAAAUCGGGACAACUUCGCGAUUGAGAAAAGACACAGAAAAUUAAAAUUUACCCUUGAAGGCAAUUUUAGGGUCAAAUGGGAUACCGAACAGAUAGCGAAAUUUAUGCAACAUUUUGUUGAUGUUACAAAAGUCGACAGUGUUGAAGAUUUGGAAUAUAGGAAUAUCACUUCUGAGGAGUGGAAGGAAAUGUCUGCAAGGUUAAACAUACCAACUAUAAGGUUGCGACCUGCAUGGCUUAUUAAAAUACACCCUCGCAUUUUUAUCAAUCGCAGUGUUCAUUCGAACCUUAUUAAGAAGCUUUUAGUUGACGUAUUGAUUGAAAAGGGGGAAAGUGAUUGGAGAGACGUUAAUUGGCAAGAAAUUGCUGAAGAAUUUGGCGGUUUCACUGGCUUAGCGUUGAAUAAAAUGAUGAGGGAAAUUGUUAGAACUCAUGUUCCUGUAGAUAAACAAAGUGAUUUAGGAGAAUGUUUAAAGUGCUUGGCGAAUGAAAACUUUCCAGUGGGGCGCAAAAUACGAAAAAUAGAUGUUGUGGACGCUAGAAAUUAAAUAAAACUUAAUAUUUCUAUUGAA
Molecule: messenger RNA, 2985 nt
Organism: Tribolium madens (black flour beetle)
Lineage: Eukaryota; Metazoa; Arthropoda; Insecta; Coleoptera; Tenebrionidae
Product: myb-like protein W
Exons: 7
Coding region: 151-2961 (936 amino acids)
Biological process (GO): regulation of transcription by RNA polymerase II
Cellular component (GO): nucleus
Molecular function (GO): RNA polymerase II cis-regulatory region sequence-specific DNA binding; DNA-binding transcription factor activity, RNA polymerase II-specific
Source: RefSeq, a predicted model, not a curated record